UAACAUUUAACUAAAAGCCAUACUGGUCCACCAAAUAUAUAACGCUGUUUAAUUUCCACCUAGGCCUAGAGUGUAGUCUCCUUAAGAAAGCUACAGAAGAACAUCAAAAUUCACAAACAACACAGACAUCUCUCAUCUCUGCUAUCUCAAACUCAUUCACAUUUCACUCUUGCAGAAUGUCAGCAAUGGAGUUCAAGGGGGAGGAGAAUCAUUGGAACUUAGGAUAUGAGGAGCAGAAGAAGAUAAAGUUACCCAGAAGGCUGUCUUUUGGUAACGAUGAGCAUGAUUCUCACCUUGCUUCUGGAAGAACAUCCUGUGCAUCUGCAACGUCUUUCCCACUUUGGGCAAUGAGCCCUGGGACACCGUGGGCGAGAUCUCCCCUGCACGAAUCACCCUCCCCACCGCUUAUUUAUCAUUGCCUGGCAUCACUCCACCGCAGAGAAGGUAACAUCUUCUCCAUAGCUGUUUCACAGGAAUUAAUUUUCACAGGGUCAGAAAGCAGCAGGAUCCAUGCCUGGAAAAUACCUGAUUGCAUAGAGAUGGGGCAUAUCAAGGCUAAAGCUGGUGGAAUCCAUGCCCUCCUGGCCUACGACAAGUUUCUGUUUACAACACAUAGUGACUACAAAAUUCGGGUAUGGGAUGUGCAAGUCAAGGAAAAUUUUCAACCAAAGAAGAUAACUACAUUGCCUCGGGGGAGAUCAUUCUUCCUGUUACCUGGGAGAAAUAUCCAACAGCAUAAAGAUUACAUCUCAUGUAUAGCUUAUAACCAUUAUGAAAAGAUUCUGUACACAGGUUCAUGGGAUAAAACUGUCAAGGUCUGGAAAAUAUCCAAGAAGCACUGUGUAGACUCAUUUGUUGCUCACGAAGGCCCUGUUAAUGCAAUCGUGAUCAACCAAGAGGAUGGGUGUGUCUUCACUUGCUCUUCAGAUGGCACAACAAAGAUAUGGAGAAGGGUUUAUGGAGAAAGUUCACACAUUCUCACUAUGACACUGAAGUUUCAACCUUCCCCCAUUAAUGCCUUGGCAUUGUACCUAUCAGCUACUGAUUGUUUCCUCUACUCCGGUUCAUCAGAUGGGUUGAUAAACUUCUGGGAAAAGGAGAAAAUGUCUGGGAGGUUUAACCAUGGAGGAUUCCUACAGGGUCAUCACUUUGCAGUUCUCUGCCUUGCAUCAGUGGGAGAGUUAAUCCUUAGCGGUUCAGAGGAUGCAACUAUAAGGGUGUGGAGGAGAGAUGGUAAUUCCUUCCACUCAUGUCUUGCAGUCAUUGAUGGCCACCACGGACCAGUGAGGUGCUUAGUUGCGACCGUGGAAACACAAGAUAUCAUGACUGGUUUGUUGGUCUAUGCUGCAAGUUUGGAUCAAACUUUCAAAGUGUGGAGAGUCAAAGUGUCUCCAUCUGAGAAAGUAAACUCGGAGAGAUCAGUAGUCACUCAAAACUCAGAAAUUAAAGAGUGUGAAAUGAUGAGCCCGGUCCUUUCACCUUCUUGGGUAGAGAAGAAGGUCCAGGGCAUUCAUUUCUAGUGCUGUUACUAUGGUAGGAGGUUGUAAGGCAGUGCCAGCCAGAAAGAUUAGGUGGAAACAUUAUUUCGGAUUUUUAAGUCUCCCUGUUGUGAAAAUGCUUAAAUGCUUCCUUUAACACCAAA
This is a messenger RNA of Ipomoea triloba (trilobed morning glory), 1642 nucleotides long. RefSeq names its product protein JINGUBANG-like. Gene Ontology annotation, molecular function: protein binding. The transcript has a single exon. The record is from RefSeq and is a predicted model, not a curated record. Bases 177 to 1520 code for a protein of 447 amino acids. Lineage: Eukaryota; Viridiplantae; Streptophyta; Magnoliopsida; Solanales; Convolvulaceae.